Messenger RNA from Bactrocera dorsalis (oriental fruit fly), 1177 nucleotides. Its product is annotated as mpv17-like protein 2. The transcript has a single exon. The record is from RefSeq and is a predicted model, not a curated record. Gene Ontology annotation, biological process: mitochondrial ribosome assembly. The coding region runs from base 130 to 855 and encodes 241 amino acids. Gene Ontology annotation, cellular component: cytoplasm; membrane. NCBI's taxonomy places the organism in Eukaryota, Metazoa, Arthropoda, Insecta, Diptera, Tephritidae.
UGUUAAUUUAGCCAAAAGUAAAUAGAUGAAUGGAUUUCGGAAAAUCUUGUGACGAAAAUGUGAUAGUUUGGAUAUAGAAGUGUUUUUAACUUUACUUCCUGACUUACGCAAACAACGGGAACAAGCGCGAUGUUUGCCCGUAUAGCAUACAGACGGUCGUUGGUGUUGUUAACACAAAGAUGUCUCCUUAAUGUAAGCCCAAACACAAAGAAGUUACCUCAACUAAGCAGCCAACGACUGACGCUAUUCCAGUUUCGUCAAUUCUAUCAAAAACGAAGUGAAUCUUCUACGGAUGCAACCAUAACUCGAAAUAUUUGGAACAAAAUUUUCGGAAAAUAUUUGUUAGCCACAAAUAUUCUGAGUUCGGGUAUUUUAAUGGUAAUUGGAGACUUGGUUGCACAAGAAAUUGAAUAUCGUCGUCAUCACAACGAGUUGGAUGAAUUCGAUAUCAAGCAAGAACGCUAUGACACAAAGCGAGUUUUUCGUAUGUUUGUAGUGGGAUGUUUACAAGGGCCACUACACCAUUAUGUUUACAAGUGGAUGGAUUAUGCGAUGCCAGUGCGUAACGUGAAAAACACUCUUUGGAAAAUAUUAAUUGACCAAAUAUUUAUGUCACCAGCUUGCAUUUUAAUAUUUUUUUAUUCCGCUUGCUAUCUCGAGCAAAGGUCUGUGCAAGACACAAAUAAGGAGUUGUGUGACAAAUUUCCAAUUAUUUAUUUAAUGGAUUGGGCUAUGUGGCCAGCAGCACAAUAUAUAAACUUUAGAUAUUUGGAUACCAAAUAUCGGGUUAUGUUCGUAAACGUAUGCACAGCAGUUUAUAAUAUAUUUCUUUCAUAUAUGAAACAUGACUAUUAAUGUGAACUUUUUGCUGUAUUGCUUUAAUAUACGUGUGAUAUCGUACCUAAUAGAAAAUUUUCUUUUUAAAUAAGCAAUUGAGUAAAUUGUAACAGGCUAUACCACAAAUAUAUUUAUGGUAGGAAUGGCAUUGUUGUUAUUGUAAAUAUUCAUAUCAAAUAAACGGUUAUUCCACCAGCACGAUUUCACGGUGUGGAAUGUCUUUAUCACGCUCAGGAUUAAUGAUAUGGAUAACUAUAAAACAAUGUAGUUUUAAUUUAAUUUUUAGAAAUAAAAAUAUUUAUUUAUUAUAAAAUAUAGCUAUUCGUAGCUGUAAGAAGAA